Messenger RNA from Paramecium tetraurelia, 1062 nucleotides. RefSeq lists its product as uncharacterized. Lineage: Eukaryota; Ciliophora; Oligohymenophorea; Peniculida; Parameciidae. The record is from RefSeq and is a predicted model, not a curated record. The transcript has 4 exons.
AUGGGUUAAUGUAAAUGUGCUACAUAAUGUUGUUAAAAGGAUGAAUUGACAUCAUAAAAAAUAUCGACAAGAUCCAUUCAGGUUUCCAUCAAGCAUCACAAACCUCAAAAAGAUUAGAACUCAGAUAAAAUAGAUGCCCUUAUUAACAAUGAUUUUGACUCAGCCAUUAUGAAGAAUUCAAUGCGCAGCAAAGUCUCCAACCAAGAGAUCUCCUAAAAUUUGAUUACAACCCAACAUCCCAUACCCUAAUAAGUUGUCGACACCAUCCAAACUAAAGAGCGUAAAUUACUUCCAGUACUUUUUCAACUUAACUAGAUUAUGUUAAUGCCAAACGGAACCAAAUAUGAAGGACAAUGGCUCAGUGGCAUGAGAGAUGGCUAUGGAAAAUAGAUAUGGCCAGAUGGAUCAAUCUAUGAAGGUUAAUGGAAACAAGAUAAAUCAAAUGGAUAAGGAAAACUAAUACAUGCUGACGGAGACAUCUAUGAUGGUGAAUGGGUAGAUGAUGCAGCUUGUGGUAAAGGAACUUACGUGCAUUUUAAUGGAGCCAGGUAUGAGGGUGAAUGGCUUAACGACAAUCAACAUGGUUAUGGUAUUGAAGUCUGGCCCGAUGGAGCAAAGUACGAAGGCUAGUAUUAAUUUGGUAAAAAGAAUGGCAAAGGACAAUUAACCUUUGUUGAUACUGCUAGUUAUGAAGGUAAUUUUAUUGACAACGAAAUUUCUGGAUUUGGGGUUUAUAAAUGGCCAGAUGGAAGAGAAUAUGUUGGGAAUUGGUUAGAUAACAAAAUGCAUGGAGAAGGCACUCUUAAAUGGCCAGAUGGAAAAUGCUACAAAGGAAAUUAUUAAUAAGAUAAAAAACAAGGUAGAGGUUUGUUCUAUUUUGGAGAUGGUAGGAAAUAUGCAGGUACUUGGAUUAAUGGAAAAUAAUCUGGUGUUGGAAUAUAUUACCAGAGUGAAAAAUAAUAUAGAAUUGGAAUGUGGCAAAAUGGGCAGAGAAUAAAAUGGCUUAAUGAUGAAGAAGUAGAAGGUAAUAAAGUCUAAAUCACUCAACUCUUAGAGCUGUGA